CCAGGGUCCAGGUGAAAACACUGCAGUUUAACUUGACCUGCAAUUUUUUUGAAUAUGUGGUAUUCUUGGACAGUGUUUUAUUUUCUUAUCCCAAUUUGCCUGAGUGGACCAGUGCUUGAUGGUCCCUAUGGGAAGGAUUUGUUGGCAUGCAGAGAAAACUGGUUGGCAGUGAGCAAAUCUCCGAGAAGGCUGGAGGACUGUGCCACGAAAUUUUUCUUCGCAGUCAAACCACACAUGCAAUCUUCCAGAGGAAUUCCUGAAUUGAACAUUCCAUCAGUUAAUCCCUUGGCACUGGAUGAAUACAGAAUGGGAACUGAUGCUUCCUUGCAAGGGACUUUGAAAGAAUUCAAAAUUUACAACAUCACUGACAGCUUCAUACCGGAAAGAGUCAAAUUUUCGUACGAUGAGCAGAAUAAAGUGAUGUCUUUGAACAUUUUCGCUCCAUUGAUCACUGGGUCAAGCGUUUAUGACAUGACCAUUAAUUUCGGCUCCCUUUUGGGCCAAGCGGAGGCUUUUGAAGGACUGAGAACAACUGGAUCGUCCUUCGUUACGAUUGAGGACGCAGAUGUGAAAUUGAAGGUGCAUUUCAGAACCAAAAAGAAUGGCGAACUUGCGGUUUCCAAGUCAGAUUGCGAUCUUGAUGUGAGAUCGGCUAACAUGAGAUUCAAAUCUGACAAGCCUGAUGAUCCUGUCGGAAUUAUGCUGAAUAAUUUGGCGAAAGGAGAAAUUGGCCGAGUCCUCGUUUUGGAUACGUCUCCUCCACUCAGCAAGCAAUUGGCACUCAUUUCGACUGGACUGAUUUUCCUUCUGGUGACAGUUUCCUUGGAAUGCAAAGGAGCUUCAGUUAUUGGACCAAAAAUUGAAGGAGCUCAAGAAAUAAAAAUCGACAGCAUUGGAAGUUUGGAAAACCAAUUCUUCCCUCAUCGAAUCUAUGAAGAAUCCAGCAUUGAAUCAAGACAAGAAUCGAAUGUGAAGGAAAUUCCAGAAGCGUUGAAGGUUAAUAUUGAGGAGAACAGGCUCGACCAAACUGUGAACGACAAGGGAAGAACUAUUUACAACGUCAUGGGAAUCAGGAAUGAAGGCCCCCAGGGCACAUUUGUCAUGGAAGACAUCUAUGCUUUCCUGGAGCGAAUUUGGAACCCUCUCACUGAAAACCUGCUCCAGCCUCUGUUCCAGUUCCUCCAGCUGCUUGUCCUGGCUCCAUUUUUUGCCAGACGUGCCCCAGACACAAUCAACUAUGCUCCAAAUCCUCUCCAGCGAUUUAAUCAGGACUAUAUUGAUGAAUACCCAACGGUCAUUGGCACAGUGAGACAAACUGAGUUGCAGGAAAGCACUCAGGAAGCACAGGAGUCACAGAGUAGUGUUGCCAACUGGGCCAGGGUGGCCACUGGAUUGGUAGCACUGGAAGCGAGGCAAGAUGAUGAACCAGAUGUCGCUGGAAACGUUGCAACUCUUUUCAACACAAUGAGCAUGUUUUUAGCUUCUGUUUCGGAGCUCAUACAGUUGAUAAACGACAUUGCCACGAUUCCGGAAAAUUUCCGCCCGAAUUCAACUGAGGCCAACACAGAGCUGCCAUUUGUGAUCAUAGAGACUGAAGACCUUGUGCAGGAAACCUCAACUGUUACAACGAAAAAACCCAUCGAGCACAUGAAUAUUGGAGGGCUUUCGGUGGACUACAUUUCGGAUUCCCAGGUGAUUUAUGAAGACGAUGGCAACGCUUUCCAACCACACAACGCCGAAAAAGAUGCACAACCCGAUAUUGAACUGGAUUGCACAGUCAAAGUGGACGAAUAUGGGUUUUUCGUCUUCUGGAAAUCCGAAGGAAAGGAAGGACAAUCAGUGGAACUUACUCACGUGAGCGAUGUUAAAAUCGGCAUCCCAGCAAAGGAUUCCAGACUUGCAAACCAGCUUUCGUCCAGAAAUGAGGCCUACGAAUCCAAGAACGUGUCCCUGACUUACGGCUUUGAUUUCGUCAAUCUGAGUGCUGUAAAUUUCGUCACGAAAUCAGCGGAAGAAGCCAAAUUUUGGAAGGAACAGCUCCUGACUCUGGCGCACAACUCCAAAGUCAGCCACGUCUGUCCACUUCUUGCCCUGAAAAAACAUUGGAUGAGACUUCGGAUGUCCUGCGACCCGGAUGGAAAAAUCCCAGUCAGAGCAGUGUCGAAAACGUUUGCGUCGGGAAAAACGGAGAAGUUGGUGUAUCAAACAUUGUCAGACCUCGGAUUACCUUCGGAUAAAAACGAUGGAAUCCCGCCAGACGACUUUACAUUCGAAAAGUUCCACAAAAUCUACGGGACCAUUUGCCCUCGAAAUGACAUCGAAGAACUCUUCAGAUCUAUAUCCGACGGAAAAGAAACCAUCACCUUGGCCCAGUUCGUCGAAUUCAUGAAUGAGAAGCAACGAGAUCCGAGGUUGAACGAAAUUUUGUAUCCGUUGUACAGCGAAAAAAGAGCCAGAGAAAUCAUUGCAGAUUAUGAAGAAGAAGAGGAACUGAAGGCCAAAGAUGAACUGAGCAAAGCUGGAUUGAUCAAGUACUUGAUGUCGGACGAAAACGCUCCAGUUUUUCUUGACAAACUUGACAUUUACAUGGACAUGGAUCAGCCCAUGUCUCAUUAUUACAUCAAUUCGUCUCACAACACUUACCUGAUUGGGAGACAAUUUGGAGCCAAGUCUUCGACUGAAAUUUACCGCCAAGUUCUCUUAUCUGGAUGCAGGUGUGUUGAGUUGGAUGCCUGGGAUGGCAAAGGACAAGAUGAGGAGCCAAUUGUUACUCAUGGCAAAGCUAUGUGCACUGAAGUUUUGUUCAAGGAUUGCAUCCAAGCCAUUGCAGAAACUGCAUUUGUGGAAUCAGACUACCCAGUCAUUCUCUCUUUUGAAAACCACUGCUGCCUGAAUCAGCAGUACAAACUUGCAAAAUAUUGUGAGGAAUAUUUUGGGGACCAUCUGCUGAAGCAACCACUUCCUAGUAACCCUCUUGAAAAAGGAGUUCCAUUACCUUCACCAAAUCAACUGAAAAGAAAAAUCCUGAUCAAGAACAAGAGACUCAAUCCUGAGGUUGAGAAGCAGGAGCUGGAACUUUGGCAGGCUGGUCAACUGAAAGUUGAUGAAGUUAAAGAAGAUGCUGGUGAUGUCAAUGCACCAUCUGACAAGGAUGCUGGAGCAGAAGCUUCGGGCAAAGCAGAUCCAGUCCCUGGAGCCAAUUACUCUGGUUCAUCUGCAGUUUGUCACCCAUAUCUAUCCACAAUGAUCAGUUAUUGCCAGGCUAGCAAAUUCCAGGGAUUUGAUGUUGCAGAAAAAAAUGACAUCCAUUACAAAAUGUCUUCCUUUGCUGAGUCUGCUGGUCUUGGGUACCUGAAAUCCCAAGCAAUUGAAUUUGUCAAUUACAACAAAAGGCAAUUCAGCAGAAUCUACCCAAAAGGAACCAGGGCUGAUUCUUCCAAUUACCUUCCCCAGAUCUUCUGGAAUGCUGGUUGUCAAAUGGUGUCACUGAAUUUCCAAACCAGUGAUCUACCAAUGCAGCUGAACCAAGGAAAAUUUGAAUACAAUGGAAACUGUGGCUACUUGCUGAAACCUGAUUUCAUGAGGAGGCCUGACAGGACUUUCGAUCCGUUUGCUGAAACUCCAGUAGAUGGUGUGAUUGCAGCCAGGUGUUCUGUUCAGGUUGUUCUGCCAGAUUUGGCAGUUCUAAGAUUCGGAGUUUAUGAUGAAAAUGGCAAACUUCUUGGCCAAAGAAUCUUGCCUUUGGAUGGACUUCAAGCAGGUUACAGACAUAUUCCACUCAGAACAGAAUCCAACUGUCCAUUAUCACUUCCUAUGCUCUUCUGCAACAUUGAUCUCAAGAUUUACAUCCCUGAGGGCCUUGGAGAUUUCAUGGAUGCCCUGAGUGACCCCAGGGCAUUUUUGUCAGCCCAGGAGAAGAGGACACAGCAGAUGAAGGCCAUGGGCAUUGAAGAGUCUGACAUUUCUACUGCUGACUUGAAAUUGGGCCAGUCAAGCAGUGAAGGAGGGAAAGUAACUGGGCAACAAUCAAAACCAGAUGAAAUGACUUUUGAGCAACUAACAGCUCUUACAUUUGCGGAAGACAAGACCUACGCUAAGCUAAUAAAGAAGCAAACCAAAGAAUUGGAGGCCAUGCAAAAACGCCAGACAAAAGAGAGAGCAGCAUUGCAAAAAACACAAAAUGCUGCCUAUGAAAAAAUGGCCAAGAGUUGCAAAAACAAAGAGAAGGCACAUGAAGAUGAGUCAUUCUGUGAGCUAAUCAAGUCUCAUAUAGAACGUUGGACUGAAAUGUGCGAAUCUCACCAGAAUGAGGAAAGCAGCCUGAAGCAAGCUCAUGUCAAGCAACAAGAAGAGGCCCUUAUCAAGCUCUUCGAAAUUGCGCAAAUUGGGCAAAUGAAGCAACUUGAGGUCAAGCAUGACAAAGAUAACAAAGAAAUGAGAGCACGUCAAGCCAAAGUUUCUGUAGAAACAGCCAAGGAAGUGGCGAAUGACAAGGGCAUGAAGAAUAAAGCUGAAAAGGACAGAUUGAUGAAAGAAAGGACAGCCAAUAACACCAAGAAAUUCAUUGAAGAACGCAAAACUGCAGCCAUUCAGCAAGACAAGGAAAAGACAAAGCUUGAGAAAACUCACAAAGAGCAGGUUGAAAAGGUCCAAGUGGAAAAGAAACAGGACCUCACAUUCUAUUCAUUUUCUCAAAUGGAGAGAGACAUGGAACCGCAAUAUCUGUUUUACAUGUGAUUAUAUCAUUCAAGGGAACCAAAGAAAGUCCUGUGAGCCAUUUCCCAAUGAACCCUGACGCCAUCAAUAUUCACCAUCACUUGAACAAGUAUGCAAGAAUAAAAUUGAAGCAUUCAUAUUGA
Notodromas monacha is the source of this 4859-nucleotide messenger RNA. Lineage: Eukaryota; Metazoa; Arthropoda; Ostracoda; Podocopida; Cyprididae. The record is from the annotation of a GenBank genome assembly.